This is a messenger RNA of Cryptotermes secundus, 2208 nucleotides long. It is a transcript of the gene mAChR-C, whose product is annotated as dopamine D2-like receptor. The record is from RefSeq and is a predicted model, not a curated record. The transcript is spliced from 5 exons. Gene Ontology annotation, cellular component: membrane. Lineage: Eukaryota; Metazoa; Arthropoda; Insecta; Blattodea; Kalotermitidae. Gene Ontology annotation, molecular function: G protein-coupled receptor activity. Gene Ontology annotation, biological process: G protein-coupled receptor signaling pathway. Bases 806 to 1819 code for a protein of 337 amino acids.
AGCACAUUUACUGCAUUUUAGUCACUACACCAACUAAGAGAAGACUGAAUAUACAUGGAAUUGUGAAGUUAAACAAAUUAGUCACCAAGUUAAAACUACUGCCAGCUAUAUGCAUGACUUGCUAACCUUGGACAAGCUGCAGUAUCAACAUUAAGGUUCAAUACUCAAGAGUCAACACCUGUGACAGGAUCUUAUGUGGCUAAUUUUGACAGUCAGUAUUGUGAGUGUGGCACUUGCUGGCAGUGGCUACUGCAGCUUUCUCGAAUGCUUUCUUAGUUGGUGCAUGCUGUAACGGGAAAAUGGGAAAUUCUUCAACAUCCACCACCAUGACAAAUGCAUGCAAAGCAGUUUAUGUGAUGUGUGGAAAAGUUUGCUGACUACUUGGCGUAAAACAGGCUUUGUAACUGGAGUGGCAGUUUGAGAGGUCUGACCCUUCCAGUCACAACAGCUUAUGUUUAUGGCUGUGAACCAUUACUGACAGGAAAGUUUACUUGUAUGGUGACAGAAGUACCACUGCAUUAACCCUGCAUCUUCCAGAUGCACCAAGACAUGAAACCCAGAAUAUGUGCUGUACCCAUCAGGAAAAGUGUCUACAGUUGUGGGGCUAACUUCAAAACAAAGUUAAUUUAGGACCAGUGCUACAUGAACAAACAAUUACAAACAGAAGUUUAUGAUAAAACAAAAUAGUUCCUUUUGCAGUGGAUAAAGUGACAUAAUCUAGCUAAAACCUAGCAAAGAAACAUGCAAUGUGUAACGGACUGCUGCCAAUUAAUGUAUAAUACAUGAUAACAAAUACGAUAACACAAUGCCUUGUGAACAUUCCAGAAAUCUCACUUCCACAGAAAAUGCACUUAAUUCCCACACAUUAUGGAGUAUCUUAGACUGUGCACUUCUGGUGGUUAUCCUUUGCGGCAAUACACUCACAGUAUUAGCCAUUCGAUGCAGCAGACGUCUGUCUAAUGUUAUGUCAAACCAAUUUGUUCUAAGUUUAGCAAUAUCAGACUUACUCAUUGGACUCACUCUGCCAUAUCACAUGGCUUUCUACCUUUCUGACGCAAUUGGAAAAGACAAGGAAACGUGUAUUCUACGAUUUGUACUCCUUGCUUUGGGCUGUUCAGCCUCCCUAUGUAAUCUCAUCAUAAUCGCCAUUGACAGAUAUAUUUCCAUUGUUCACCCACUACACUACUGCAGAUUAAUAACAAAGAGAGUGGCCAUAACGAUGAUAGCUACAGGCUGGUGCAUAGCAUUAAUGCUGUCCACAAUGCCAAUUUACUGGAAUAAUUGGUCAGCAAAUGAUGAAUGUGACAUAGAGCAUGUCAUGGCACCCAACUACUUUGUUUACAUUAUGCUUCCACUAUUUCUCUUAUUAUGGGUGGCCAUGUUUGUCAUUUACUGGAAGAUAUGGCGGGAAGCAAUGAAUCAAGUACGCAGAUUACGAGAGAUCAAUUUUCUCCAUGGUGGAGGUCCUUCUGACUGGAAAUCCAUUCAGGUGGUAUUACUAAUACUGGGCAGCUUCUCCAUCUGCUGGCUACCAUACAUGGUUGUGGCGUGCACAAUACUGUCUGGGGUAUGUACCAGUGAUACUGGGAUUGGCUACAAAGCAGCAUUUUCAAUGGCAAUGGCAAAUUCAUGCAUGAAUCCAAUCAUCUAUGCCUGGAAGAACCCUGAAUUUCGUCAAGCGAUCAAAAGGAUUCUUCACUGCCACUCACCCAACAGAACACUUCCUGACCCAUCUUUCAUCACAGCAAAUAAGAUUUCGCUUAGGACAACCGACACAAAUGUGGACAGCAGUGAACAUAAGAUGACAUAUGAUCCGUAAAUGUAUCACAGAAUAUAAAAUCUUAUAGUUUUAGACAUGCAUGAAUCUUGAGAAUUAAGAACAACAUGUUUUAUACUGAAAUGAUCAAUUAAUAAUUUGGGUCAACUCAUUAGAUUUUAGUUCUUGAAAGUUAUGCUACAGAAGCUUGUAUCAAUGUGGAGAAGAAAUUAGCAGGGGGUCAGGGGUGUAAUUAAUGUCCAUCCCCUGGCUCAGGAUACUGGCAAAUUUCAUUACAACAUACAUAAUGGAUCAAAAUCAUACAAGCGUUACAAAUAUACAGAAAUUGGAUGUCCUGCUUAAAAAUGUAAAAAUAUAAAAACAAUUUGCAUAUAUUGGCUUCUGAAUCCCCAUAUUAUAAUUAUGUAAAGCAUUAGCAAAUACUGGUGAAU